Messenger RNA from Alternaria burnsii, 963 nucleotides. RefSeq lists its product as uncharacterized. NCBI's taxonomy places the organism in Eukaryota, Fungi, Ascomycota, Dothideomycetes, Pleosporales, Pleosporaceae. The transcript has 2 exons. The record is from RefSeq and is a predicted model, not a curated record. Bases 1 to 963 code for a protein of 320 amino acids.
AUGGACGCAGCCUCCUCCGAAUUGAUCCACUUCGUCGUCGUUCCGGUCGAAACUGUAGUGGCUUGCAUCUACGUACUGGACAACAUCGUCGAAUCCCUUCCUACCGAUGUACUAGAUACCCAUCAGGACCAUCAGGACGCUCAGUGCCUUCAAACGCUUAUUGCAAAUGGCAGAAGCUUAAUUAGCGACAUCGAACCAUGGCCUCUUGUGGUAAAAGAGAGUUCUCUCAAGCACCGCACAGUCAGUGAACUACAUGAAGUCGCUUCAUCUUGGCUAGAGCGUUCUCCUCUGUUCCGAUCAGAUCUUGAUGAACUCGGAGAAUAUUUAGAGUUGCUACCUGGCUUCUCCACCAACGGCAUAAAGGUGAAAGAAAACGGGACUAUGGGAAAUCCCUGGAUCGUCCUCCUCGAGCAGGACGAGAGAAGGCGCUGGUAUGAUUCUUCGUGCCAUCAGAUGGAAUUGCUCAAGAAUUCAGAGGGAAACAAGCUGCAAUAUCGCCGGUUCUUGACUCAAUUCAUGUGGAUGCGAGAAAAUGCCCCAAAAAGGAUGUUCGCCAAGGAGUUUAGUGGAAAGUAUCAGGAACGUACCUUAGAUACAGAGCGUAGAGACGUGUUGCGACAGGACAAGAGCCUGAGCGCUGUCACUGAGUCCUCCACCGUCAUCAUGAAUACCCCAUCGACUUCUCGUAGUAUCUCCCCGGACCUCACUGAGCACUCGGACAACAUCACCAGCAAUAUGACUGAGCAACAGGCUGUCCUUCCACCAACCCUCAAGUACAUCGCCAUCAUUGAGACCAAUACCAACAAGGCUUUCUUCAAUUUCGAUCCCUCAGACAUUAAUGAGAAGAAGCGAGAGAUCCUUAACAGUGCGAAGGACAUGUGUACUCAGAUGGUAUCUAAAGGCUACGGAGGCAAAGUCAAGCUGCAGGACAUCAUGGACAUAGUUGUCGACAUGGCAAAGUAG